Messenger RNA from Teleopsis dalmanni, 1176 nucleotides. RefSeq names its product sperm-associated antigen 7-like. The coding region runs from base 174 to 917 and encodes 247 amino acids. Gene Ontology annotation, molecular function: nucleic acid binding. The record is from RefSeq and is a predicted model, not a curated record. NCBI's taxonomy places the organism in Eukaryota, Metazoa, Arthropoda, Insecta, Diptera, Diopsidae. The transcript has a single exon.
CUUUUUGCUGUCAUCUGCCAGCUGAGCAUUAAGAACAAGAAGUCGCCAGACGAAGAAAAGAAUAUUGUGUUGUAUUAAAUAACAUAACAAAUAAACAAAUAGAAAGACGUAGAAAAUAUAAGUUACAAUAAUAGUCAAAAUAAAGUGCUGUGAUAUCAAAUAUAUCCAGAAAAAUGGAUUUGCUUAACUCUAUACUCACAUCAAUGGACAAAGAUAAGCCUCCAACUGCCAGUGAACAACAAAAGAAAUUAAUAAAAAAACAGAAGGAGUACGCAGAGCGUAUUAAAAAUAGGCAAAAGGAGGAAUUAUUAAGAUUUCGUAAAUACGUAGAAGAAAGAAUAGGUCGCUUUGCCAAAGAUGAUCGUCCACAUAUUGAGUUUCAACCUUUGGAUAAAGUGCAUCGCGCAAUUAUACACGAGGUAGCUGAAUAUGGUGGAUUUAUUGCAAUGAGUUUUGGUCGGGAAGAUAUCGAUCGUCAUUCAGUAGUUUAUAAGAAAGAAAAUGCACCAACAGAAGAUGAAAUCGCUGCCAGACGAAAUGGCGAUGGUUGGGAUGAGGACAUAGCAAAGGAAUAUGCAGAGCGUCGAAAACAGCAACGCGAAUUAGAAAUUGAACAGAAGAAAAUGGUUCGUGCUUCCAUCAAAACUACAACUAAAAAUGAAAUUGAAGUGAAACCCAGCAGCAACUAUAAAGAUAAAUAUGCACAUUUAAUAGGUCAGGAGGCUGCAUUAGAAGCGGCAAGAAAAACAGAAACCAAUCACAGUUACGGCUUUGUGCCGAGCAAAAAUAAAAAAGACAUGCGUUCAAUAGAGCAAACCUUGGCUGAUAUACAAGCCAAGAAGAAACUUAAACUACAACAGCAACAGCAGCAAGUCGAAUCGCCUAUACAAAUAGAAGCAAUAAAUAAAGAUCAGUGAUAACCAAAUUCAUUAUAUUUUUCACAUUUUAACUAUUGAAAUAACUUAAUAUGCAAUAAUUUAAAAUGCAAUAUACAUAUUAACUAUAUUUUGUGAAUUGUUAAAUUUGAAAAUGGAAGAACUGUUAGAAGUUUACUAAGCAAUAUCCUAUUUGCGAUUCAGAAAAAAUUAAAUAUAUAUAUAUGGAUAUAUAUAUAUUUGAAAAAUAAAUAAAUUAUUUUAAAAAGUUAUAUACGUUUAUUUAAAUAAAAUUGAAAUU